This is a messenger RNA of Yamadazyma jaroonii, 1125 nucleotides long. The record is from the annotation of a GenBank genome assembly. NCBI's taxonomy places the organism in Eukaryota, Fungi, Ascomycota, Pichiomycetes, Serinales, Debaryomycetaceae.
AUGAACAUCCUACGGAUUAGACUACUAACAAUUCAUAUUUACAAAUGUUGGAAGAAUAAUAGAAGUGUAUCAAAGGUAUUAGCAGAUUUUGCUGUGAGUGCUCUCCCUUUCUUAUUAUGGUUGAUUCUAUUCAAUUCUGUCAAUAUGAUUCCUAACAAUGUUAAACCUAGGAUAAAUGUUAGGCUUUUACUAAGGUUGGAUGAUUAUAUUUUCAAUAACUUCAUGGGUAUAAUAUCGUGCAUUAUAUUAACAAAUUUGAUAUCAUUAGGGUUAUUUAACAAGUUUUAUAAAGAGACAUUUAGCUCAAUAGAUUAUACGAAAUUUAACUUACCAUUAACCAUCGUGCCUAAAAGACUGAGAAAAUACACAAGAUCUUCAACCAAAGUUGCAGGUGAUUUAUUACUUCAUAAUCUACCUUUAAUAUUCAUUUCAUUUAGUUGGUUCAUACUCAAAAUCGUAUUCUCCUUUAAAGAACCUAUAACUAAAUUCAAAAAUUUAUUAGCAUUAAUUUUUUUUAUAAUGGGACAUUUCCUCAUCUUACCCAUAACAAUUUACUAUUUAUAUUUAUUCCAAUACCCUGGUGUAUUGAAAAGAUUCAUUAUCAUUUUAGGGUUACAAAAUUUAAUCAUUGUUUUGAUUCAUAUAUUUUUCCCUAAUGUACCACCAAUUUACAUACAAUAUUAUGGUGAGAACAAAAUCCCCAGUUAUGAAAGUCCUGGGUAUAGUGAAGGAUUAACAAGAAUAGAUAUUAAUCCUUUUGUACAAUAUAUUAUACUUUAUGUCAAAUCAAUAGAAUUUGGAAUCUUACCCUCAUUACAUUCAUCCAUUUCUUUAUUGAUAACUUUUUUUUUAUGUUAUUUGAUCAAAUCCAUCAUGGUAAGAGUAGGAAUAGUGAUUUAUUUACUAUUACAAAUUUGGUCAAGUCUUUAUUUAGAUCAUCAUUGGAAAUUUGAUAUUCUUGUUCUGAUAAUAUUUUCAAGUGGUUUCUUCCUAUUAAUAAAGUCUGAUCUAGAUAAUUUGAAGACGAACUUUUUACAUAAUUAUAAACUCAACUAUAAUGGGUCCACCAUGGGUAUGAGACUAUUCAAAGGCACAAAAUUCGAAAGCCUCUUCAAUCCUUUAUAG